Messenger RNA from Arachis stenosperma, 4524 nucleotides. RefSeq names its product kinesin-like protein NACK1. Gene Ontology annotation, molecular function: ATP binding; microtubule motor activity; microtubule binding. Lineage: Eukaryota; Viridiplantae; Streptophyta; Magnoliopsida; Fabales; Fabaceae. Gene Ontology annotation, biological process: microtubule-based movement. The transcript has 22 exons. The coding region runs from base 1401 to 4271 and encodes 956 amino acids. The record is from RefSeq and is a predicted model, not a curated record.
UCCACUAUUCACUCCUUCAGCCGCCACCCCCUUCCCAAAGACUCCACACCGCAGCACACAGACGCACGGACUCCCCCUCACGACACCCACACUUAGCCUCACACACCUCCCUCACCCUCCCUUGUUGUCGCGCCAGCCACCCACGCAGAGAGAGAGAGAGAGAGAAACGGAGGAGCGUCGCCGGCAGAAAGAGAGGUCACCGCUGCCGCCAAAUCGUCGAGUCGUCGUGUCCUGCCACCACUGCCACCACUGCCACCACGAAGCUGCCGAACUGAGAUGAGAAAAGGGAGAUCGAAACGGGCUUUGAGGAAGAGUGUCGCACGAAGUCGCGGAGGAGGAGGAUCGCCGUCGCUUGUGCCGCCGUCGCCGAGGAGAGGAAGGAAGGAGCUACUGCCGUGGUUGUUUUCACGUUCCUGGUCGCCGCCAAACUCGCCGUCGCGAAGGAGGGGGAACCGUCGCUGCCAGAGGUCGCUGUCACCGCUGUUUGGGGUCGCGGUGGUCAAAGCCACCACUGAUGGAGUUCGUCGCAGCUCUGUCAUCGUUCUGCUCUCUGAGAGUCGUCACCGGAGCUGCCGCUGCUCUGUUCUUGGUUUUUUUUUUUGGAACAGAUUGAGUUUCGGGUCUUGCAUGGCGCGUUUGAUGACUGUUGCUGACUGUGGGAUGGUCGGAUUUGACGUCGUAGCUGCGAAAUCAGAGUUUUAAGGGUUUUGUCGCGUAGUCGAGUCGCAAUCAAGGCCGGAGGUUGAGUCGAUUCGUAUGGGCCAGAGGCUGUGAUUGGUUGGAUCAGUGAUUCUUGCCCUAAUUGGCUGCUACAAGGCUUUGCACUCUUUCCAUUGAAGAAAAUUACUCAACUUGUGAUCCAACAGAGGUUGAUAUGAUGAUUAUCAGAGCACCUGGAACACCAGCUUCAAAGAUAGAUAGGACACCAGUAUCAACCCAGGAGGGCCUAGAGACAGAGAGGAGAAGAUUAUAGUUACUGUAAGGCUAAGUUCUUUAAACAGAAAAGAACAUUUGGCUAAGGAGUAAGGAUCAGGUGGCAUGGGAUUGCAUUGAUGAUUUUACGAUUGUGUAUAAACCGCCCGCAAACGAACGUGCUGCUCAACCAGCAGCGUUUACCGUUGACAAAGUUUUUGGUCCUGCUUGUUUAACCGAGGCAGUGUACGAAGAAGGGGUAAAGAAUGUGGCUUUAUCUGCAUUGAUGGGCAUUAAUGCAACUAUUUUUGCUUAUGGACAAACUAGCAGUGGAAAGACGUAUACAAUGAGAGGAAUAACAGAGAAGGCUGUCAAUGAUAUUUAUAAGCACAUAAUGAAUAUUCUUGCCCUAAUUGGCUGCUACGAGGCUUUGCACUCUUUCGAUUGAAGAAAAUUACUCAACUUGUGAUCCAACAGAGGUUGAUAAGAUGACUAUCAAAGCACCUGGAACACCAGCUUCAAAGAUAGAUAGGACACCGGUAUCAACCCCAGGAGGGCCUAGAGCCAGAGAGGAGAAGAUUGUAGUUACUGUAAGGCUAAGGCCUUUAAACAGAAAAGAACAAUUGGCUAAGGAUCAGGUGGCAUGGGAUUGCAUUGAUGAUUUUACGAUUGUGUAUAAACCGCCCGCAAAUGAACGUGCUGCUCAACCAGCAUCGUUUACCUUUGACAAAGUUUUUGGUCCUGCUUGUUUAACCGAGGCAGUGUACGAAGAAGGGGUAAAGAAUGUGGCUUUAUCUGCAUUGAUGGGCAUUAAUGCAACUAUUUUUGCUUAUGGACAAACUAGCAGUGGAAAGACGUAUACAAUGAGAGGAAUAACAGAGAAGGCUGUCAAUGAUAUUUAUAAGCACAUAAUGAGUACCACAGAAAGAGAUUUCACCAUAAAAAUAUCUGGACUAGAAAUUUACAAUGAGAAUGUUAGGGACUUGUUAAAUUCAGAAUCUGGUCGCAAUCUGAAGCUUCUAGAUGAUCCUGAGAAAGGUACUGUUGUUGAGAAAUUAGUUGAAGAAACAGCAAAAGACGAUAAGCAUUUGAGACAUUUGAUCUCUAUUUGUGAAGCUCAAAGGCAAGUUGGUGAAACUGCUCUAAAUGAUACCAGUUCGCGGAGUCACCAGAUAAUAAGACUGACAAUUCAAAGUACUCUUCGAGAAAAUGCAGAUUGUGUGAGAUCCUUUGUUGCAACUCUGAACUUUGUUGAUCUGGCUGGAAGUGAGAGGGCUGCACAAACUCAUGCUGAUGGCACAAGGCUCAGAGAAGGUUGCCAUAUUAACCUCAGCUUGAUGACUCUUACAACUGUAAUCAGAAAGCUAAGUGUUGGGAAAAGAAGUGGUCAUAUACCUUAUAGAGAUUCAAAGCUCACACGUAUAUUGCAACACUCACUUGGUGGGAAUGCACGCACUGCCAUUAUAUGUACUUUGAGUCCAGCACUAAGCCACGUAGAGCAAUCUCGGAACACUCUCUACUUUGCUACUAGAGCAAAGGAAGUAACAAACAAUGCUCAAGUUAACAUGGUUGUUUCAGACAAACAACUUGUUAAACAUUUGCAAAAGGAAGUGGCAAGGCUGGAGGCAGAGCUGCGCACUCCUGAUCCCGCUAAAGAAAAGGAUUGGAAAAUUCAACAGAUGGAAAUGGAAAUCGAAGAGCUGAGGCGCCAGAGAGAUCUAGCUCAAUCUCAGGUUGCAGAGUUACGCAAAAAGCUUCAGGAUGACCAGCAGGUCUCAAUCCCACCUGAAUCACCACAUUUACCAGUCAAGAAGUGUCUCUCAUUCGCUGGAGCACUAUCAUCUCCAAAACCAGAGCGAAGAAGCACAACACUAAGACAGUCCAUGAGGCAAUCAUCUACUGCUCCUUUUACCCUUAUGCAUGAAAUUCGAAAACUUGAGCACCUUCAGGAGCAGCUUGGUGAAGAAGCCAAUAGAGCUUUGGAAGUAUUACAAAAGGAAGUUGCAUGCCAUAGACUAGGUAACCAAGAUGCAGCUGAGACAAUUGCCAAGCUUCAAGCAGAAAUAAGGGAGAUGCGUGCUGUUAGGUCUGCACCCAAGGAGGUUGAAGUUGGAAACAUGGUUUCUGUAAACAAGAGUGUAAGUGCUAAUCUCAAGGAAGAGAUCACCCGACUUCAUUCACAGGGCAGCACCAUUGCAAAUCUUGAACAACAGCUUGAAAAUGUUCAAAGGUCCAUAGACAAACUUGUGAUGUCUCUCCCAAACAAUUUUCAACAGUUAACCAGUGAGGCUUCCCCAAAGCACAAAAAGGAACACAAAAAGAAAAAGUUGCUUCCUUUGACUUCAAGUAGUGCUGCCAAUCGCCAAAACUUCAUAAGAUCUCCAUGUUCACCGUUAUCAACUACUGAGCAAGUAUUGGAAUCUGAUAUUGAAAAUAAAGCCCCUGAGAAUGAUGAUAUUGUUUCUAUUGAGACUCUGCCAGAGUCCGAAAAGGAGACUCCAUCAAAAAGUGGAGAAAGUGGAUGUAUUGAGUCAAAGGAAAAUGCUCCGGGUUAUAGGCGCUCGAGUUCAGUAAACAUGAAGAAAAUGCAGAAAAUGUUUCAGAAUGCAGCAGAGGAGAAUGUAAGAAGUAUCAGAGCAUAUGUUACAGAAUUGAAAGAACGUGUAGCCAAACUGCAGUACCAAAAGCAGUUACUUGUUUGCCAGGUGCUUGAGCUUGAGGCAAAUGAAGCAAAUGGCCACAACAUAGAAAAUGAAGAGUACACAUGUGAAACAGAGGAACCGCACGUUCCCUGGCAAAUUACUUUUAGGGAGCAGCGGCAGCAGAUUCUUGACUUGUGGCAUUUAUGUCAUGUCUCCAUUAUUCAUAGGACCCAGUUUUAUUUAUUAUUCAAAGGAGACCCAGCUGAUCAAAUAUACAUUGAAGUUGAGCUCAGGAGACUGACAUGGUUGCAACAACAUUUAGCAGAACUUGGGAAUGCAAGCCCAGCUCCUCGUGCUGGAGAUGAACCUAUAAUCUCAUUGUCAUCAAGUAUGAGAGCCUUGCGACGAGAAAGAGAAUUCCUCGCCAAGAGAUUGACGACUCGUUUAACGCUGGAGGAGAGGGAAGCAUUGUAUAUUAAAUGGGAUGUCCCAGUUGAUGGGAAGCAGAGGAAGAUGCAAUUUGUCAGCAAGCUUUGGACAGAUCCUCAUGAUCAAGUGCAUGUACAAGAGAGUGCUGAGAUAGUUGCAAAGCUUGUGGGUUUCUCUACAGGGGGAAACUUGUCAAAGGAGAUGUUUGAGCUGAACUUUGUCCUUCCAUCUGAUAAGAGGCCAUGGAUGAUGGGCUGGAAUCAAAUAACAAAUCUCCUUAACCUGUAACAUAUUCUAAGUUUGUAAAUGUACAUGACAUUAAUUUUUGGUACCCUUACUCAAUCACAAUUGAUUAUUUUGGACAUUUUUUCUGCAAUAAACCAAUCCAAUUCCACUGGAUUUCCUAUUUACAUAAAGAAUGUCUUCGAUAUGAAUAUCGCAGCUUUGGUGAGAUUUAUGUCAUAUUAGUAGUUCUGAUUUUAUUUGUAUCAUGUGUUCUGUGUUUAUAUUUAUCCAACACGUUGAGACUUCUCACAAAAAC